GAUAUUGUGGUGAGCAGCAUCUGAUUACACAGAGACGCCAGUAGGCAUCGGAGGGAGGGAAGACACUUAUUAUCUAACAGCUAAAACAAUUCAACCUCCCUCCUCUGCAGUCCUGAAGAAAACAAUUUACUCUUCAUCACAUUAAUCAGGAAAUACAACUUUUAUUCUUUUUAAAAAACCGAGGAGAGAGCAGGAACAACACCGAGCAGAGAAGAGGAGGAGGAGGAGGAGGAGGGCUUCGGGUCGGAUACAUGGCUGAGGGGGACCGACGGGUGACUGCGGAGGAAACUUGCAAGAUGUCGCAGUUCGCGGAGGCUUAAAAAGGAGGACUAUUUUUCUGAAGGAAGGGUUGAAUCUGUCUGUCGGUACAGGAGAGAGAGAGACAGUCGGACAGAGCUCCAGGAAGAUCUGUUUUUAGGGGUUUGUUCCUCCAGGUCGGAGAGAAACAGGCCCGAGGAGACAAAGGCUGUCUUCUGUUGGACAUCUGUCCAUCUCUAUUUUCAUCUCUGAUAAGUCUUUUCUGUAGCCGCCAUCAUUCCGUGCUGCAAGGCCGACCCCAAAAUGUCUUCCAAUGGAGACCUCAGCGACCUGGGCAGCUCUGACAGCUUCUGGGAGCCGGGGAACUACAAAAGGACGGUGAAGCGGAUAGACGACGGUCACCGGCUGUGUAACGAGGUGGUCAGCUGCUUCCAGGAGAGGGCGAAGAUAGAAAAGAGCUACGCUCUGCAGCUGAGCGACUGGGCCAAGAAGUGGAGGGGUGUCGUGGAGAAAGGUCCUCAGUACGGUACGCUGGAGAAAGCGUGGCAUGCCUUUAUGCAGGCGGCCGAUCGGCUCAGCGAGCUGCAUCUGGAGCUUCGGGAGCGGCUGGCGGGCGAGGACAGCGAGAAGAUGCGCAACUGGCAGAAGGACGCCUUCCAUAAGCAGAUGAUGGGAGGCUUCAGGGAGACCAAGGAUGCAGACGACGGCUUCCGCAAAGCACAGAAACCCUGGGUCCGCAAACUGAAAGAGGUGGAUUCCAGUAAGAAGACCUACCAUCAGGCCAGGAAGGAGGAGUGGACGGCGGUUACCAGGGAAACACACGCGAAGGCCGACCCGACCAAGUCGCAGGAGGAAGUCCGCAAAUACACCACCCGGGUGGAGCGCUGCAACCAGGAGGCCGAGAAAAUGAAGGAGCGCUACACGAAGGCCCUGGAGGAGCUGAACCGCUGUAACCCUCGCUACAUGGAGGACAUGGAGCAGGUGUUCGACCUCACCCAGGAGGCCGAGCGUGAGAGGCUGCGCUUCUUUAAAGAAGUCCUGCUGGACAUCCACACACACCUCGACCUGUCCGCCAAAGAAGGGUUCAAAAGUCUGUACCGGGACCUGGGUCAGACCAUCCAAGCAGCCAAUGACGCUGAGGAUCUCAGAUGGUGGAGGAACACCCACGGACCGGGCAUGAGCAUGAACUGGCCACAGUUUGAGGAGUGGUCUCCGGAGGCGAGCCGCUCCAUCAGCAGGAAGGAGCAAAGUAGGCACUCCGAGGACAACGUGGUCACUCUCACCAACAUCGUCUCCUCAGGCGGAGGCGACGUCCCGCCGAGUCCCAUCACCCUGGACACCGGCAGGGUGAAAGAUUAUUCGUCAGACUGGUCAGACGACGAAAGUCCUAAGAAGGUUCUGGCUGUGAACGGUGUGGGGGAGGCGGAGGACGAGGAGGAUCAGGUAGAGGGGGUGCGAGUCCGAGCGCUCUAUGAUUACACGGGCCAGGAGGCCGAUGAGCUCAGCUUUAAAGCAGGCGAGGAGCUGCUGAAGCUGGGAGAGGAGGACGAGCAGGGCUGGUGUAAAGGACAGGUGAGCAGCGGCCAGGUCGGCCUCUACCCCGCCAACUACGUCCAGGUGGUCGCUUCCUGAUGUCCCGCCCUCUCUGGUCACACAGCCAAUGGUACAACUACACUCAAGAUGCCAGGACCAAUCAAAAGCUAUUAGUGCUGACAUGUAGACACGUCCUCGGUGAAACCAGACAGUUUUUUGGUUGCUGACUGUAAAACAUUUUUUUUUUUUUUUCUGUUGUUUGAGCUUCGUUUGUGAAAAUCAGCCAGUGGAAAAGUCCACUUGUUGUGAAACGCUGUUUACUCAGCCUGAGGUCAACGACAUUGUUGUUUUGAAAGAAGCUUGAACGGACUGUAGAAAAACAUGGACGCCACUCAUCGAUUUCUGACUGGACCUUUUAUCGCACUCUGGAUUUUUUUUAUUUUUUUUUCUCACUCGCUGCCAUCAUUUUCCAUCAGUCAAAUAAUUUACAUUUAAUCAAAGAAGACCGAGCCUGGGUGGAGCUGAGGUGGGAUGAGCAGCAAUGAGCAACCACCACACCUGACUGUGGUUGGCUGAAACAUCUGUCAAUCAAUUGAAAACAAAACAUGCUUCUUUUUAAAGAAGUAGUUUUGACAGUUUGGGAAAUCCGCUUUCUUGCAGAGUUAGAUAAGAAGAUCAAUACCUCUUCUACCACACGGUCUUUCAGAGGCUGUAGUGGGCUCAGUUUAUAAACUAGGGUGAAGAUACUGGUAUGAUAUGAAACUAAAAGACUUGAUUGGUACCAACCAUGUCAUGCUUGACUAAUCGUUGCUAAUCCAACGCAGUUUUUCGCAUGCGGGAUAAAAGAUGAACAAUUGAUGAAGAAAAUAUUUGUUUUUGAUUAAACUUUUACCUAAAAACUGAAUAUGUGUAAGUUAAAUACAACUCCCAAGGUGCAUUUUUGUUACCUUUGGACAGAGCCAGGCUAGCUGUUUCCCCCUGUUUCCAGUCUUUAUGCUAAGCUAAGCUAACCAGCUGCUAGUCUUUUAUUAAAUAUGAGAAAUGAAUCGAUCUUCACAUCUAACUCAUGGCAGGAAAGUGAGUAUUUCCCUAAAUAUCAAGCUAUUUUUUAAGACUUGUCAUCAUUAAAUCAACUCAUUAAGAGAAGUGAAAUAAACCUGAUGAUGAUUCAUUUUGAAUUUUAUUAGAUUAUUUCGGUGCAGUCUUUAAGUUUUCUUGGAUCCCGCUGUGGUGGUUGUUUUUUAUAUAUAUAUAUAUAUAUAUACUGGGUCGUUGCUGCUUGAAUCAUAAAUAUGGAAAAAAAAAAACAGAGACAGACUGUCAGUGCCUUAGUCUGAGGCCAGAAAUGUUACAGCGCCGCCCUGCUGUCUGACCAUGGAACUACAGACGUCUGCUGUGUGACGGCCUCCAGUCUGAUCCCAGUAGAAACCAGUAGAUCUCCUGUUACCUGGACUUUAAAAUGUUUAACCUUUGACUGUGCAGGCAGCGUUUGAUUGGCUGUAAACCUUUCAUGCUCCUCCCGCUCUGCAUUUAGCUUGACGGCGGUAUGCUUCGGUUAUUUUGUAGAUUUUUAGGUGUGACACUGAAUUCACUUUCUUUCUUUUUUGAUUUUUUUUUUUAAAUGUGAUCGCUGUAUGUUUAUAUUAAGUCAAAUGAUUUUGAUUAUGGGUGGUUAAACUGUUGCUACCUGUUUCUUUUUUUUUUUUUUUUUUUUUUUUAAGAAUAGCAUUUUUACAGUCAACUUAUUUACUUUCUAAUUUAUUUUCCUCUUUAAUUUAGCAAUCAUUCUUCAUUUUAGACUGACUAAGGCAGGGAGAGUAAGGUUGACUGUUAGAUUUGGGUCAUUUUAACCUGUGGAAGGUGGUUUGUUGCUCCUUUUGCUUUGCUGUGCUGGGAUCAUGAAGCACACGCACCAACAGAAAUCUAAAAUAAGUGAUAAUAUGUUGUCCGGUUUUGGGUUUUCGUGUUUAAGUUUGUGGUUUGUGUUUGAGGGAGCCUUCUCCGCCUGCUGAUCUGAGCAUCGCUACAGCUAACGCAUGUAGACGUCCAAAUAAUAAGAGAGAUAAUAUAGAAAUUAACGCUACUGUGCUGCUCCUUUUUGAUUCUUUCCUUUUCUUUACAAACCUGUAACAUGUUCAUUACGUAAAGUGGGGAGCAAUAAUAAAGAGCUUUCUGCAGCUGGAA
This is a messenger RNA of Dicentrarchus labrax (European seabass), 3975 nucleotides long. RefSeq names its product protein kinase C and casein kinase substrate in neurons 3 (gene pacsin3). The transcript has 11 exons. The record is from RefSeq and is a predicted model, not a curated record. Bases 562 to 1890 code for a protein of 442 amino acids. Lineage: Eukaryota; Metazoa; Chordata; Actinopteri; Moronidae. Gene Ontology annotation, biological process: regulation of endocytosis; plasma membrane tubulation; cytoskeleton organization. Gene Ontology annotation, cellular component: plasma membrane; endosome; cytoplasm. Gene Ontology annotation, molecular function: phospholipid binding; protein binding.